Gekko japonicus is the source of this 2160-nucleotide messenger RNA. It is a transcript of the gene GRIK5, whose product is annotated as glutamate receptor, ionotropic, kainate 5. The transcript has 16 exons. Gene Ontology annotation, molecular function: transmitter-gated monoatomic ion channel activity involved in regulation of postsynaptic membrane potential; kainate selective glutamate receptor activity. Gene Ontology annotation, biological process: monoatomic ion transport; synaptic transmission, glutamatergic; modulation of chemical synaptic transmission. Gene Ontology annotation, cellular component: postsynaptic membrane; kainate selective glutamate receptor complex; presynaptic membrane. Lineage: Eukaryota; Metazoa; Chordata; Lepidosauria; Squamata; Gekkonidae. The record is from RefSeq and is a predicted model, not a curated record. Bases 1 to 2160 code for a protein of 719 amino acids.
AUGCCGGCUUUGCCCGCACUGCUGCUGCUGCUGAUUCUCGGCUACGCCCACGAGAGCGCCGAAGUGCUGUCUUCACUGCGCAUGGUUUUGCUUCUCUCCUUCCCCUCCCGUUCCUGUGCCUGCCUAGCCGCAAUCUUGGACGACCAGACGGUGUGCGGCCGGGGGGAGCGACUGGCAUUAGCCUUGGCACGCGAACACAUCAACAGCAUCAUCGAGGUGCCCGCCAAAGCCCGCGUGGAGGUCGAGAUCUUCGAACUGCAGCGGGACAGCCAGUACGAGACCACCGACACCAUGUGUCAGAUCCUGCCCAAGGGGGUGGUUUCAGUUCUGGGCCCAGCUUCCAGCCCAGCCUCUGCUUCUAUCGUCAGCCACAUCUGCGGGGAGAAAGAGAUCCCCCAUAUUAAGGUGGGUCCCGAGGAGACCCCGAAGCUCCAGUACCUUCGUUUUGCCUCCGUCAGCCUCUACCCCAGCAACGAGGACGUCAGCCUCGCCGUGUCCCGCAUUCUCAAAUCCUUCAACUAUCCCUCGGCCAGCCUCAUCUGUGCCAAAGCGGAGUGCCUGCUGCGAUUGGAGGAGCUGGUGCGUCAGUUUCUCAUCUCCAAGGAGACGCUCUCGAUCCGGAUGCUGGACGACACCAACGACCCGACGCCGCUGCUCAAGGAGAUCCGAGACGACAAGAUCUCCACCAUCAUCAUCGACGCCAACGCUUCCAUCUCCUAUCUCAUCCUCAAGAAGGCCUCGGAGCUGGGGAUGACGUCUGCCUUCUACAAGUACAUCUUGACCACAAUGGAUUUCCCGAUCCUCCACCUGGAAGGGAUCGUGGAUGAGCACUCGAACGUCCUGGGCUUCUCCAUGUUCAACACCAGCCAUCCGUUCUACCUGGAGUUUGUCCGUAGCCUCAACAUGUCGUGGCGGGAGAACUGCGAGGUCAGCCCUUACCCGGGGCCUGCGUUGUCUGCGGCGCUGAUGUUCGAUGCAGUGCACGUCGUGGUGAGUGCCGUGCGGGAGCUGAACCGCAGCCAAGAGAUCGGGGUCAAGCCCUUGGCCUGCACAUCAGCUAACAUCUGGCAACACGGAACCAGCCUCAUGAACUACUUGCGCAUGGUAGAGUAUGACGGGCUGACAGGGCGCGUCGAGUUCAACAGCAAGGGUCAGAGAACCAAUUACACCUUGCGAAUCCUUGAAAAGGCCCGUCACGGUCAUCGGGAGGUUGGGGUGUGGUACUCCAACAGGACUCUUGCGAUGAAUGCCACGACGUUGGACAUCAACAUCUCAGAGAGCCUCGUGAACAAGACUCUGGUAGUCACCACCAUUUUGGAGAACCCCUACAUGAUGCGCCGCUCAAACUACCAGGAGCUCUCUGGAACAGAGCAGUACGAGGGCUUCUGCGUGGACAUGCUUCACGAGCUCGCCGACAUCCUUAAGUUCCGCUUCCAGAUUAAGCUGGUGGAGGACGGACUCUAUGGGGCACCUGAGCCCAACGGAUCUUGGACCGGCAUGGUGGGAGAGCUCAUCAAUAGGAAAGCCGAUCUGGCAGUGGCGGCCUUCACCAUCACGGCGGAGCGGGAGAAGGUCAUCGACUUCUCCAAGCCCUUCAUGACCCUGGGGAUCAGCAUCCUGUACCGAGUACACAUGGGACGCAAACCGGGCUAUUUCUCCUUUCUGGAUCCCUUCUCCCCAGCUGUUUGGCUUUUCAUGCUCCUGGCGUAUCUCGCUGUGAGCUGCGUCCUCUUCCUAGCUGCCCGGCUGAGCCCCUACGAAUGGUACAACCCCCACCCCUGCCUCCGGGAGCGUCACAACGUCCUGGAGAACCAGUACACGCUCGGCAACAGCCUCUGGUUCCCCGUGGGGGGGUUCAUGCAGCAGGGAUCAGAGAUCAUGCCUCGGGCCCUCUCCACCCGCUGUGUCAGCGGGGUCUGGUGGGCGUUCACGCUGAUCAUCAUCUCCUCCUACACGGCCAACCUGGCUGCCUUCCUCACUGUGCAGCGGAUGGAGGUGCCCAUCGAAUCGGCGGAUGACUUGGCGGACCAAACCAACAUCGAAUACGGCACGAUCAACGCCGGCUCCACCAUGACCUUCUUCCAACGAGAAGAUAACAGUGAUGAUCCGUCUCUUGUAAGAACGCCUGAAAUCACAAAUGAGAAGUUCUUUUUUUUUUAA